Messenger RNA from Diospyros lotus (date-plum), 1852 nucleotides. RefSeq names its product DAR GTPase 2, mitochondrial. Bases 272 to 1486 code for a protein of 404 amino acids. The transcript has 9 exons. Gene Ontology annotation, molecular function: GTP binding; GTPase activity. Gene Ontology annotation, cellular component: mitochondrion. The record is from RefSeq and is a predicted model, not a curated record. Lineage: Eukaryota; Viridiplantae; Streptophyta; Magnoliopsida; Ericales; Ebenaceae.
UAGGUUCGGCUCUGGGUUGAUCUUUCAUUUCAUGUGUUUGGGCCUUUCUGUCGUUGGAUUGAGCACCGACUGAAUUGGGCUGAUUUCUACAUUGUUAUCUAAUUUGGUUACCCAAUCCAUUUGUCGAUCUUCUUCUUGGUGGCUACUGUUGGCUCCCAGCAACGGCUAUGUAUCUGACUUCAUGGUAUCGCCAGCUCCAUAUCAAACAAUCGAUUUAAGCCACCGUUUCACCACUGUAUUUUUGUUCUUUUGAUUUGAUGGCGAGUGCCCAAUGGCGGCAAUGUCUUGUUUCGUUCAAACAUUGGGUGCUGCCGUGAAGAAAGUUGCGGGAAAGAAAGGGUCAACCUGGUAUACUCCUCACAUGGCGGCGGCUUCUCGUGCCAUAGCGGAGCGGUUACCGUUGGUUGAUCUAGUCGUUGAAGUCAGAGAUGCAAGGGUUCCAUCGUCUUCAGAAUAUGAGUUGUUGAGAAACUGUGCACAAUCCCCAAGGCAUAUUAUAGUCUUGAACAAGAUGGACCUGGCAAAUCGCGUGCAAACUGAGGAGUGGAGGGCAUUUUUCGAACGACAAAACUACAUUUCUUAUGGAGUCAAUUCUCAUAAUAAGGAGGACAUCAGGCGGUUCCUGAACUUUAUACAAGCCCAAGUUAGAGAAUUGAAGAGGACUGGCCAUUCUAAUCAUACUACAACAGUUAUGCUUGUUGGGAUCCCUAACGUUGGCAAGUCUGCCCUUGCCAAUUCCUUGCAUCAAAUUGGUCGGAUUAGUGCUGCUGAGAAGGGGAAGUUGAAACAUGCAACUGUAACUCCACAGCCAGGGGAAACAAGAAAUAUCAGCAGCUUGAAGAUUGCCAGCCAUCCUAAUAUUUAUGUCUUGGACACCCCUGGUGUUUUGCCUCCCGAAAUUCCUGAUGAUGAGGUGUGCUCCAAACUGGCUUUAACAGGGGCUCUCAGGGACUAUUUGGUUGGGGAAGCAGAAUUGGCUCAAUAUUUUUUGGCUAUCCUCAACCUGAGUGAUGAAUACAACAAAUGGGCAAAACUGUGUACCUCUGAGAAUGAAAAAUUAUCAGUAGAUGACAAAUUAGAAACGUCAGGUGACUCUAAGUCGGACAAAAGACGGAAGGAAUAUACCACAGACCACACACAGGCCCAGAACUCGGGGAAGACGAUUGGCAGUGCUAGAGAAAUAAACGGGCUCUACUAUUUGGAUGGGGAUGUCUUGCGUAAUAAAAAAGCUCACAGGCUAAGUGUGCGUGAUGUUCGUCGAGCGCUCUUUGAGGCAAUUUCAGCCUUUCGUGAUAAUAUAGAAGAUGGAAAGGACUUGGUGAAACUUAUCGAAGCACAGUUCGUAGUCCUCUCAAAAGCCUUACGUGUGCCGGAAGAAUCAGAAGAAGGGACUCUUAGUAAGGUUGCCGCCAAGUUACUCAAUUUGUAUCGGACAGGAAGACUGGGGCAUUACACCUUAGACCCUGUUCCGAGGAAUUCCCAGUAAACUUUGCUCUGUGAUAUAACAUGCAGUGUUGUCUCUUUACCUUGUAGGAAGAGGUAUGUAGAGAUGCAAUUGUGGCUCAUUAAUUAGAUGAUUUCAUGACAAGGGGGCAUCUUUCCUCUGACCUUUGUAGUUUAAUUUGCCUAGUUUGAUAAAAUUAAUGCAAUAUAGUAUUUUUUUUUUUCCUUUGGACAUCUUCACAACUACAACUCAAUUCAACAAAUGGGGAAGUCCAUCUACCUUUACCUGCCCUGCUUCAAGUUAGUUUAACCUGUAAGCUAACCAAUAGGAAGAAUCACAGCUAGAAAUGCAUAUAUUAGAAACCAUUCCCUUACUUGUAAACCACUUUUAUUGGAGAUACCACGCAUC